GAAGAUGGACUACCAGAUUCCUCUACACUUCAGGGCCAUUCCCAAUGAUAUUCAAAAUGAGGAGAUGAUUUCCAUACCCUUAGAAGAUAGUACCGUGGACCAAUCAAAGGCUUCAGGUGAUGCUGAAUUCCGUGCUUUGCAAUCUGCGAUCGUGCAAAUCUCUUCUGUAUGUUCUUCGGAGGAUUGGAAUGGCCAACAGUCAUCAGAAAGUACCACAAAUAAGUCCUAUGAAGAUCAAGAGUUGAGUAAACGUAAAUCUCACUCAGGUUUGCCCAGUCUAUCAUUUCCGGAAAGACAAACCUCCCUUAGCUGGCCUUCGUCACCUAGAGAUAAAAUUACUGCAAAACAUGUACCUUCUUUAGAUAGUUUAUACAUUUACGAACGUUGUUUAUCGAUCCAAGAGGAGCAAAUGAAUUCCAGAUCUCAGAGCAAAUUACCCUUUCUGCUACGCAUUCAUUCCGGACAUUUUCACAUAUGCCUUGGCCUCUGCAGUCAAACGGUUCUCUGGAAAACUCUAGAGGAGAACCCCUUGUCGUUUAUUCGUUUUCCUUUCAAAAUCCCCAGUCACUUCACGUUUGGGCUGUGGUUGCUUGCCUUGUUAGGGUUUCUUGUAAUAUCGGGAGCUUACCUAUUAAAAUGUGUGUUUCACUUCGAGACUGUUCGCAUGGAGUAUUUCGAUCGUGUGAGGGUGAAUUACUUCUUUGUACCUUGGAUCGCAGGCAUGUUGUUAAGGCUUGGGCUUCCUUCUAAUAUAGCUCCCGACAAUGUGCACCCUGUAGUAUGUUGUAUAUUUAUGGUUCCCAUCGCCGUCCUAGAGCUCAAAAUCUACGGCCAGUGGUUUACCAAAGGAAAGAGAUCUCUGGCUCGAGUUGCAAACCCGUCCACCCAUUUGUCCGUAAUCGGUAAUUUCAUGAUAGCCCGAAUCGCAACAAAAGUAGAGUGGAAGGAAAUUGCUUUUUUCUUCUUUACUGUGGGAUUAAUUCAUUACGCCGUUGUGUUCAUAACGCUUUACCAGAGACUGUCCACAGAUAUCACGGCUUCCAGGAAAAUAUGCCCGGUGUUCUUUCUGUUUAUUGCAGCUCCAAGCUCGGCAAGCGUGGCGUGGGAAGCAAUAUCGGGCUCAUUCGAUACGUUCUCCAAGAUGCUGCUUUUUCUCUCACUUUUCUUGUGCUCGGCCUUGAUAAUGAGAAUCGAUUUCUUCCGCGACAGCAUGCGGAGAUUUUCAAUGAUCUCGUGGGCAUGCGCAUAUCCAAUUACGACAACGUCAGUAGCCACACUAAAGUAUGCAGAGAGCGUGAAGCAUCCCAUUGCUCGUACAUUGGCUUAUGCUCUCUCUUCGAUCUCCAUGGUAAUGAUAUUAAUUCUUGCACUGUUAACUAUUGUCAACAUGGUAGUGGCUAGGGACCACCUAUUUCCCAACGAUACCGUCAUCACCAUUUGCUCUGAGACACAGAGAAAAGUUCUGGUCAUUCCAAAUGAUAUUCAUAAUGAGGAGAUGAUUUCAAUAAAUUUAGGAGAUAGUACCGUGGAACAAUCAAAGGCUUCAGGUGAUGCUGAAUUUCGCGCUUUGCAAUCUGCAAUCGAGCCCAUCACUUCUGUACGUUCUUCGGGGGAUUGCAAUGGCCAACAGCUAUCAGAAAGUACUACGAAUAAGUCAUAUGAAGAUCAAAAGUUGAGUAAAGGUAAAUCUUACCCAGGCUUGCCCAGACUAUCAUUUGCGGAAAGACAAACCUCCCUUAGCUGGCCUUCGUCACCUAGAGAUAAAAUUACUGCAAAACAUGUACCUUCUUUAGAUAGUUUAUACAUCUACGAACAUUGUUUAUCGAUCCAAGAGAUCGCAGAGGAAAUUACCCUUUUUGCUACGAAUUCAUUCCGGACAUUUUCACAUAUGCCUCGGCCUCUGCAGUCAAACAGUUCUCUGGAAAACUCUGCAGGAGAAUCCCUUGUCGUUUAUUCGUUUUCCUUUCAAAAUCCCCAGUCACUUCACGCUUGGGCUGUGGUUGCUUCCCUUGCUAGGGUUUCUUGCAUGUUGUUAAGGCUUGGGCUUCCUUCUAAUAUAGCUCCUGAGAAUGUGCACCGUGUGGUAUGUUGUAUUUUUAUGAUUCCCAUCGCCGUCUUAGAGCUCAAAAUCUACGGUCAAUUCGUUCACCAAAAGAAAGAGAUCUCUGGCUCGAGUUGCAAACCCUUCCUCCCAUUUGUCCGUAAUCGGAAAUUUCAUGAUAACCCGCAUCGCAAGAAAAAGUAG
Messenger RNA from Cryptomeria japonica (Japanese cedar), 2245 nucleotides. RefSeq names its product S-type anion channel SLAH3. NCBI's taxonomy places the organism in Eukaryota, Viridiplantae, Streptophyta, Pinopsida, Cupressales, Cupressaceae. Gene Ontology annotation, biological process: intracellular monoatomic ion homeostasis; transmembrane transport. The record is from RefSeq and is a predicted model, not a curated record. Gene Ontology annotation, cellular component: membrane. Gene Ontology annotation, molecular function: voltage-gated monoatomic anion channel activity. The coding region runs from base 5 to 2245 and encodes 746 amino acids. The transcript is spliced from 6 exons.